AUGAACGACUAUAGACCCAAUGCACCAGCACAAGCAAUCCGUCUUCUGCACCUUCUUCCUAGAACCAGUUCUGGAAUGCUUUCUGGCAAGCUAAAGAAAGUGUCCAUCGAUGCUACGCCUACAUUUGUUUCGAUAUCCCAUGUAUGGGGUAGCAAUCUUGCAGAGGCUCGUAUGCAGGUUGACUCGGGCAGUGGAAACAAGUUUGUGCCAAUAUCGAGAAACCUGGAGUCUCUUUUGCAGUCUCUGCUUAGCCAUAGCUCAGAUACCUUGCCUCAACUCUGGCAAAGUGAGCUAUUACUUCCCAUGUGGAUAGAUAUGGUCUGUAUUGAUCAAGCGGAUGAGGGCGACAAGUCGUCCCAAAUUCCACUUAUGCGUCGCAUAUAUUCACAGUCAAAAAUUGUUCUCAUCUGGAUCAAUGAGUCAGACGGCCACCUUCGCUACGCAUUUCAAUAUCUUCGUCAUAUUGCAAAGUCUAGGUCCUGUACUGGCAAAGAUGAACUUUGGACACUAUUCGAUCCAAUGGGCUGGGAUGCUUUGAUAAGGCUCCUGGGGUGCGAUUGGUUUCACAGGAGAUGGGUCAUUCAAGAGGCAGUUCUUUCAAAGGAGGCCAUCUUUUUAUGUGGUCCGGAUGUCAUGCCAAUGGAAGAUCUAUUCAAUACGGUCAACCUCGUAACGAGUGCCUUGGUGAGUCGCCCGAGUGUCGCCAAGGCCCUCAAGGCUGCAAAUGUGGGCUCGAUCAGACCAAUCCUGGUCCUGAAGCAACUCAAGCAAACACUCCAUAGGGAUCAGGGCCAGCAGAGGCUUCUGUGGUUAUUGGAAAACUUACGUACCACCAGAGCAACCGUGAUGCAUGAUCAGGUGUAUGGGCUUCUUGGUCUAUGUAGCCCGGAAGAGGCUGCUAGUAAUCCAAUUCGAUACGAUCUUGGGCCACAGGAGAUCUUUAGGACUUGUGUCGAGCAGCAUGCGCGCCUCUACAACAAUUUGGACUUCCUUGGUCUCUGCACGCCUGCGCAGAGGAACAAUACAAGCCCAGAAACGCCAUGUACAUGGCAUCGAUCUUCUAAAUGGCCGUCUUGGGUGCCUAAUUGGGGCUCAACACGUCUUCGACGUUGUUUAGGCCCCCACGGGGUGGAUCAAGAAGGCAAUUUUAAUGCCUCUGGCUCAAUGGUAAUUAAUUAUUCUUUCAAAGGAGACGAAUUGGUCGUUUCAGGUAUCUUGAUCGACAAAAUUCGGGACCUAGGGGACUUCUGUGACUCAUCUCGACGUGCUGAGCUGUCAGACCCGAAUUCCAUGCUAUUCCAGCAAUUUUUCGAGUUUUGGAUGAACUCAGCAAACGGGAGCAUAACAACAGUAUACGGGGACAGAGAGAGCCAAGCCGACGCAUUUGCGCGUACCAUGAGCCUACUUGGAAUAUACCUGAACCCAGUGCCUGCAGCAAACAUGGUCCCAACCAUGUUCUACAAAUGGUGCAAGGAUUCAAAAUUGGGCAGACAACUGCAACAAUUUGUUUGUGGAUCUAGGAUACCCUUCGAGGCACCAUAUGAAAGAUCAUUUAUAAGGAUGAAACGCUUGCUGUCAUGGCAACCAUUUGUCACAGAAAAGGGAUAUUUUGGACUUGCCAGGGAGCAAUGUAUGGUGGGUGAUGAGAUAUGGCUUAUAGCUGGUUGCAACGUUCCAAUUACUCUUUCAUGCCCCAGCAAGAAGCAAGGCGGCAGUACUAUGGAAGUUAAGGGGGAAUGUUUCCUUGAUGGAUUUAUGUUUGGUGAAAUAUGGGCGGGCUCAACAAGAAACGCGCCAAAGCCUCAAGUAGUGACUCUCGUAUAG
This is a messenger RNA of Pochonia chlamydosporia 170, 1824 nucleotides long. RefSeq names its product heterokaryon incompatibility protein (HET) domain-containing protein. The record is from RefSeq and is a predicted model, not a curated record. The coding region runs from base 1 to 1824 and encodes 607 amino acids. Lineage: Eukaryota; Fungi; Ascomycota; Sordariomycetes; Hypocreales; Clavicipitaceae. The transcript has a single exon.